GAAUUUGAAACAUGCAGUUUGGGAGUGCAGUCACGAGCUGGAAGACAGUCGCGUAAUUUUCUUUCUAUUUUUUUACGAAGGCGGACGAAAUCAGUCUCAUCUGUUUUCCUCCAUCCCGCAGUUUUAUUGUACCCUCUUCCCCUUGUGGCGAGCGUGAGUGUCCAACAUGACGAAGCAGACGUACACGGCGGUGGAGGCGUCGCGAACGCACCAUCUCGCAGCCAGCCGCGACUAUCACGCGCAGCCCCGCAUGAUCUACAAGACGGUCUCCGGUGUCAACGGGCCCCUGGUCAUCCUCGAUGAUGUCAAAUUCCCCAAAUUCGCCGAGAUUGUCAAUCUGACCCUGCCCGAUGGGACACAGCGCAGUGGGCAGGUGCUGGAAGUCAGCGGAUCCAAAGCUGUCGUGCAGGUAUUCGAGGGGACAUCGGGUGUGGACGCCAAGUAUACGACAUGCGAGUUCACCGGUGAUAUUCUCCGCAUGCCCGUGUCGGAAGACAUGUUGGGACGGGUGUUUAACGGAUCGGGGAAGCCCAUUGAUCGCGGUCCACAGGUUUUGGCCGAGGAUUUCUUGGAUAUUCAGGGCCAGCCGAUCAAUCCGUGGUCGCGCAUCUACCCCGAGGAGAUGAUCCAGACGGGCAUCUCGGCCAUCGACGUGAUGAACAGUAUCGCGCGCGGCCAGAAGAUCCCCAUCUUCUCGGCGGCCGGUCUGCCGCACAACGAGAUCGCCGCGCAGAUCUGUCGGCAGGGCGGCCUGGUGAAGCUGCCCGGGAAGAGCGUGAUGGACGCGCACGAGGACAACUUCGCCAUCGUCUUCGCCGCCAUGGGCGUCAACAUGGAGACGGCGCGCUUCUUCAAGCAGGACUUUGAGGAGAACGGCUCCAUGGAGAACGUCUGCCUCUUCCUCAACUUGGCCAACGAUCCCACGAUCGAGCGUAUUAUUACUCCGCGUCUGGCGCUGACCACCGCCGAAUUCCUGGCUUAUCAGUGCGAGAAGCACGUGCUGGUUAUCUUGACCGAUAUGAGCUCCUACGCCGAGGCUCUGCGUGAGGUGUCGGCGGCCCGUGAGGAGGUACCCGGUCGUCGCGGGUUCCCCGGGUACAUGUACACGGAUCUGGCGACCAUCUAUGAACGAGCCGGCCGCGUGGAGGGCCGCAACGGGUCCAUCACGCAGAUCCCCAUCUUAACCAUGCCCAACGACGACAUCACGCAUCCCAUCCCCGAUCUGACCGGCUACAUCACCGAAGGACAGAUCUACGUGGAACGCCAGCUGCACAACCGCCAGAUCUACCCUCCCAUCAACGUCCUCCCCUCGCUCUCCCGUCUCAUGAAGUCCGCCAUCGGCGAAGGCAUGACGCGCAAGGACCACGCGGACGUGAGUAACCAGCUGUACGCCAACUACGCCAUCGGGAAGGACGUGCAGGCCAUGAAGGCCGUGGUGGGCGAGGAGGCGCUCUCCUCCGACGACCUGCUGUACCUGGAGUUCCUCAACAAAUUCGAGAAGAACUUCAUUUCGCAAGGCAGCUACGAGAACCGCACCAUCUUCGAGUCGCUGGACAUUGGCUGGCAGCUGCUGCGCAUCUUCCCCAAGGAGAUGCUCAAGCGCAUCCCGCAGAGCACGUUGGCAGAGUUCUACCCCCGGGACCGUGCUGGGCAGCCCGCCCAGGGCGGCGCUCCCGCCGAGAAAAAGGAGGGCAAAUAGGAGAAUAUUCCUGACGGAUUUGGAGUGUUUUGUGCGGUAUGUGUGAUAUGUGUUUCGCGUAGAUUAGUGAGGUUAUGAAUUAUUAUUGACAAUUUUACGCUCUGCAAUACAAUGUCCUGCUGGCUGCUUCGUGUGGAUUUUUCGUUGGUUUUAUUUUUCGUUGGCAUUCCCGGAAAAAUUGUGUUUUAAUAUUAGUGUUGUAAUUUAUUCUCUCUUCACAGUUUCAGGCGUUCCACGUUGUACUGUUUUGUUUUAUUUGAGCGGGUUAUGUUGCUGCAUCACAGAAUUAAACAAAAAAUUAGGAGUAAACAACAA
Messenger RNA from Paramacrobiotus metropolitanus, 2014 nucleotides. RefSeq names its product V-type proton ATPase subunit B. The transcript is spliced from 6 exons. Gene Ontology annotation, cellular component: proton-transporting V-type ATPase, V1 domain. Gene Ontology annotation, biological process: proton transmembrane transport; ATP metabolic process. Bases 167 to 1699 code for a protein of 510 amino acids. Lineage: Eukaryota; Metazoa; Tardigrada; Eutardigrada; Parachela; Macrobiotidae. Gene Ontology annotation, molecular function: ATP binding; proton-transporting ATPase activity, rotational mechanism. The record is from RefSeq and is a predicted model, not a curated record.